CAGGUCUAAGCCAAGUCCAAGGCAUUUAAAUGUUUUAAAUGGUUAUCAAUUAAGAUGAAGGAUGAUAAGGGUUGCAUGGAAGAUUAUGCCAGUAAACCUUUUCAUAAUUUUAGAUAGACUAGACUAGAGUUGUUCAAAUUGUUUCUCAAAUACAAAUAUUUCAGGCUGAUAAGCACUGUCUAGUAGGCAUGUUACUGUUAUAGUAAUUGUAAUAAUUUGUUUGAGAAGCUUCAUGACUGCAAUAAGCCUAAACUUAACAGUUUUUGAAGGGUUUGGUUCUUUGUUUUAUUUCUGUGUCACUGAUGUUAUUAUUUUUAUGUGUGGAUUUGUUAGGUGUACCAACACAUUUUGUAGAUAUCAUGUCCAAAAGAAGAGCGAGACGUAAUCCUGAGGCUGAAGCCACUGAGUUUAUUUUAUCUGGAUGUGACAAGUCUUGUUUAAAGGCCCAGUGGAUCAAUGAUUGGAAAGGACGUGGUGUAUUUGCUUGUGCAUCAAUUGAAAAAGGAUCCUUUGUGGUCGAGUACCGAGGGGAGUUAAUCUCGAGACGUGAGCGAGACAAGAGACAAACAACGUACACGGAAAAGCAAAAUGCUUUCCUGUUUGAUUUUAAAUGGAACGAUGACAUUUGGUGUAUUGAUGCCUCUGAUGAAGAUGGGUCUCUUGGUCGCUUGGUUAAUGAUGCCCACAAGUCCCCAAACUGCACAAUGAAAAAAAUUACAGUCCAAAGUAGACCUCAUCUUUGCUUGUUUGCUAUUGAAAACAUUCAAGCAUUUAGUGAAAUAACUUACAACUACGGACAAUCUCAAUGGCCUAGGAGAACUCAGACACUUGAGGUUCCAUCUCAAGAUUCUCCAGAUUCAGAAAUGAGCAUCAGGCAGACUUCAUCCCUCCAACAGACACCAACUGUUGAUGUUCCAUUUCAACAUUCUCCUCGUACAGAUGUGAGCGAUGAACUGACUUCAUCCCUCAAACAGACACCAACUGUUGAUGUUCCAUUUCAACAUUCUCCUCGUACAGAUGUGAGCGAUGAACCGACUUCAUCCCUCAAACAGAUGUGA
Messenger RNA from Nerophis ophidion (straightnose pipefish), 1058 nucleotides. Its product is annotated as N-lysine methyltransferase KMT5A-like. NCBI's taxonomy places the organism in Eukaryota, Metazoa, Chordata, Actinopteri, Syngnathiformes, Syngnathidae. The transcript has 7 exons. The record is from RefSeq and is a predicted model, not a curated record. Gene Ontology annotation, molecular function: protein binding. The coding region runs from base 303 to 1058 and encodes 251 amino acids.